Molecule: messenger RNA, 930 nt
Organism: Fusarium sp. VM40
Lineage: Eukaryota; Fungi; Ascomycota; Sordariomycetes; Hypocreales; Nectriaceae
Source: the annotation of a GenBank genome assembly
AUGUCGGCACCAUCAGACACCCAGAUAGCUGCCGCCAAGAAAGACCAAUCGAUUCAGGACAACAGCGAGCUAAAGAAUUACUAUGAAUCAUGGGAUUCACGCAUCGUUUACCAGGUCAUCAUGGGAGGCACGCAGCACUUUGGAUACUGGGACGAGGACACAUACUGGCCGUUCCCGUUGACGCCACAGCUGCGCCGAAUGGAGGAGAAGCUAUUUGAGAUUAUUGAUCUUCCACAAGGGUCGCAGAUCCUCGAUGCUGGGUGUGGUGUUGGGCAUGUUACUCGCUACUUCGCUCAGCGCGGUAUGCGCAUGCUCGGCAUCGACAUCAUUGACUGGCAAAUUGAAGAGGCUCGCAGUGUCGCCAGCAAAGCCAAACUCAGCACAAGCCAAAUGCGCAUUGAAAAGAUGGACUACCAUCACCUCCAAUCCAUCCAUGACGCUUCCCUCGAUGGUGUCUACACUAUGCAGUCAAUCAGCCAUGCCUACGACCCAAAGAGGGCCAUAGCCGAGUUCUUUCGCGUUACUCGUCAUGGAGGCCGCAUCGCCAUGGUUGAAGUCGAGCGUAAAGUCUCCAACACCAAAGAUGACCCUAAUGACCGCCUUACACAGGUUAUGAAGAUGGUGAAUGAAUACACCGUGAUGCCGACUAAUGAGGCCGCACACUUGGGGUAUUUCGAGGACCUGCUCAAGGAAGCGGGGUUCGUAGAUAUCCAAGUGCGAGACUGGCAACCCAAUAUCAUGCCUAUUAUUCGCAUGUUCUACGCCCUCGUGGCGGUGCCGUAUCACUUGCUCAGCUCGUUUGGUAUUGAGAAGAAUUUUAUCAACAUGAUAUGUGCUGCUAGUGCGUUCCUGGGGCAGGAUCGCUGGCGGUUUAUUGCUAUCACAGCGACGAAGCCGGGGGCAACGAUUGAGAGCGCCAAAACGAAGUGA